GCCUCGUUCACUGUCAUAGAUCCGUUUACCUUCAUCAACUCGGUGUUUAAAAAUCAGUUUAUUACGUUACAUUACAUUACUUUAUGCUUGUCAGUUACCUCAGGUCAUUCGGUUUGUUGUGUGCGCGAGUAAGUAAGCUAAAUUAACUUUAACGUCCUCAGAAAAACGCCGAAAACAUUGUUAUAUGAGUUUUGAACCGGAGGAAACGUUACAAUUUGGACCUAAAUGUUGUUCACGUAAUGGUUAAUAUCUCAGCCUUAUUAAUAUGACUUCACUCGCCAAAACAAGCCAUCAUUAAACGUAUUUGUUGGUAUCUUUACGGACAUAAUUCCUCAAAUGGUGAUAUUUCCGGUUUUCCCAGAGACCGUGAACGCAGCGUGUCGUCUCAUCGCGAUCACGUGACGUUUUGUUGACGGUAGAAGACGCAGGAAGAUGGCGGCCCGCUGGAGCAGCGAGAAUGUGGUGGUGGAGUUUCGGGAUGCUCAGGCCACCGCCAUGUCAGUGGACUGUCUGGGCUCUCACGCCGUGCUGUCCGGGCGGCGUUUCCUGUACAUGGUGAACCUGGAGGCUCCGUCUGAGCCUCCCAGGAAGAUCGGCCGACAGAGUAAAUGGGACGUGGGGACGGUCCAGUGGAAUCCCCACAGGUCAGAGUCCCACGUCUUCGCUGCCUCGAGUAACCAGCGUGUGGAUCUGUACUCGUGGAGGGACGGCUGUGGAGAAGUGCACACCUCCCUGCAGGGACACACCCGGGUCAUCAGUGAUCUGGACUGGUCCUGGUUUGAGCCGGAGCUCCUGGUCACCAGCUCAGUGGACACCUACAUCUACAUCUGGGACACCAGAGACACUCGGAAACCCACGGUGGCGUUGUCUGCUGUUGCCGGGGCGUCUCAGGUGAAGUGGAACAGGAAGAACCAGUACCUGCUGGCGUCCAGUCACGACGGAGACGUACGGAUCUGGGAUAAAAGAAAGCCGAACACGGCGGCGGAGUACGUGGCGGCUCACCUGUCCAAGAUCCACGGCCUCGACUGGCACCCGGACAACGAGUUCAUCCUGGCCACGUCGAGCCAGGACAACUCCGUGAGGUUUUGGGAUUACCGACAGCCCCGGAAGUAUCUGAACAUCCUGUCCUGUCAAGUGCCUGUGUGGAAGGCCAGGUACACGCCGUUCUCCAACGGUCUGGUCACAGUGAUGGUUCCUCAGCUGAGGAGAGAGAACAGCCUGUUGCUGUGGAGCACGCUCGACCUCAACAGUCCCGUCCACGCCUUCGUUGGACACGACGACGUGGUGCUCGAGUUCCAGUGGAGACCGCAGAAAGAAGGGUCUAAGGAUUACCAGCUGGUCACGUGGUCCAGAGACCAGACUCUGAGGAUAUGGAGGGUGGAUCCUCAGCUGCAGAAGCUGUGUGUCAGUGACGUGGUGGAGGACCUGAUGGAGGGGAUGUCUCUCACCGUGGAGUCGGAGAAAUCUCCGUUGUCUCAGGAGAGUCAGCACAGCGUCGGCCCGGCUUCUGAAAACCUGCACGAUCGGGACGGCGCUCUGAGCUCUGGAGGUCGUCAGGACUCGGCGGUGGGUUCAGGUCUCCCUCAGACUCUGCAGCAGGAGUUCUCUCUGGUCAACCUGCAGAUCAGGAACGUCAACGUGGAGAUGGACGCGGUGAACCGCAGCUGCGUGGUGUCGGCUCACUUCGGCAGCCAUCAGGUUCACCUGGUGGUCAAGUUUCCCGCUCAGUAUCCCAACAACGCCGCGCCUUCCUUCCAGUUCGUCUCCCCCACAACCAUCCCCUCCGCCAUGAAGAUCAAGAUCCAGAAGAUUCUGACCGACACGUCGCUCCAGAAGGUGAAGAGGAACCAGAACUGUCUGGAGCCGUGCGUCCGACAGCUGGUGUCCUGUCUGGAGUCGGACAUGACGCAGGAGGACGGUCCGGGCUCUGGCCCCUUCGUUCUGUCUAACCCUGUCACUCCGGCCAUGCAGGCGUUUCCUCGAGUCACCAACACAUACGGCUCCUAUCAGGACGCCAACAUCCCGUUCCCUCGGACCUCCGGCGCUCGUUUCUGCGGCACCGGCUGUCUGGUUUACUUCACCCGACCAAUCACAAUGCACCGCUCAGUCCCGCCCACUGAGCCCACUCCCAGGUCCCUGUCGGCUCUGUCGGCCUAUCACAGCGGAGUGCUGACCCCGAUGAAGAUGCGUUCAGAGUCUCAGAGCACUCUGCGGUUGUACAGCGGCAGCCCGACUCGCUCCGACAAAGACACCGUGUCCAUUUCCUCCUUCUACUAUAAAGAACGGAAGCUCCCAAUCUCUGCAUCCCGCCGCUGGUCUGUCCAAACCCUCCAUGACUGGCCGAAAUCCCGCCGGUUUAAGACGAAGCGAGAGGGGACGGACUACGGCAACCGUCCCAUCAAACUGGCGGGGAAAGUCAUCAUCCAGGAGAUCUCCUGUCUGCUGCCCGUCCACAAGGCUCUGGGGGAGAUCUACAUACUGAACGUGAACGACAUCCAGGAAACAUGCAAGAAGAACGCAGCAGCGGCGCUCACAGUCGGACGCAGAGAUGUGGCGAAGGUGUGGGCCCUGGCGUCUGCAGCGACUGAUCAGGACCUGAGUCCAGACUCAGACCCGGACACAGAGACCCCCUGGGCCAGACACCCGUUUGGACGGCAACUGCUGGAGACUCUUCUGGAUCACUACAGUCAGAUGAGCGACGUGCAGACUCUGGCCAUGUUGUGCAGCGUGUUCAGAGCUCAGCCUCCUGCAGACUGUUACUCUCUGUACGGACAGCAGGCGUCACGCUCCUCCAUCUUCCCCCCGCACCACUCGCGAUACCCCAGUUACACGUCCAGCUCCGUCACCUCGGGCUCGUGCUCCAGCACCUCGGACUCCAUCACCACGACCACCUGGAACGCAGGUAGAGAUUCUGAGCACGUCAACCCCUGGGGUGAACCCUCCCCUGAUGACUAUCGCUAUGGUAACCAGGGUUACACAGACCCUCGGGAACGAGAGCGAGAGCAGCACGACAUGAACAAGAGACUGCUGGACCCCGCCAACACGCUGCAGUUUGACGACUUCAAGAAGUGUUACGGAGAAAUCUUGUACCGCUGGGGUCUGAGGGAGAAAAGGGCCGACGUGCUGAAGUUCGCCUCCUGCCCUCCUGAACCCCACAAAGGCAUCGAGUUCGGCGUGUACUGCUGUCACUGCCGCACUCAGGCUCGUGGGACGCAGUGUGCCGUCUGUAAGCGUCUGACCUUCCAGUGCGCCAUCUGCCACGUGGCCGUCCGCGGCUCCUCCAACUUCUGCCUCAGCUGUGGUCACGGCGGACACACCAGCCACAUGAUGGACUGGUUCCGCCGGCAGGACGAGUGUCCGGCCGGCUGCGGCUGCCACUGUCUGCUGCAGAGCGUCUUCUGAUGAUCCAACACAGACGCUCUUCUAAAAGACGGCGAUGAGCACGUCUUCUGUCCGACACAACCUGCUGCUCAGACUGAUGGACAUUCACGGUCCCCAGAGGACAAACCCUGCGGACCUUUCCUCAGGACAAACUUUCCACAUGGACACUAGAAAUACCAAAACCUGAUGGAUAGAUGGUCGUGAGGUUCGUGCUCCCAGGAGGACCUUUAAGUCUAUGAAAAAUGUCGAUCACAUUUAACCAAAAUAAGCCUGCACACUUUUUGUCCGACCAACAGUUGAUGGUAUAAAAUAGAUAAAAGCAGCAAACCCUCACAUUUCAGAAGCUGGAAUUAGUUGCGUGUAAAUGAUGCCGGCUGCUUGAUAAAAUACUUAAACAACGAAUACUUGACUAACUGUUUGGAACCGGAGCUUCAGGCAAAGUGUAUGUGCUCCAUAACAAAACAUAAAAACACAAGAUUUGUGCUCAAAAACGAGAGGUGACACCUGGACGGCGUUGUUUGUUUAGUCUGAGGACGAGACAUUUACGUAGCUUCUAUCUCACAGAUGUGAUCACACAAGUGUUUGUGACGCAGAGAGGAAAAGCUUCCUGAAUUCUCUGAAGAGUUUACAGAUGUACUUUAUGUCAAAUUAUAAUAAUAAAAAUUUGCUUGAAUUCAGGCAAAAUGUCAUUUAAA
Messenger RNA from Micropterus salmoides (largemouth bass), 4076 nucleotides. RefSeq names its product WD repeat domain 59 (gene wdr59). Gene Ontology annotation, molecular function: protein binding. Lineage: Eukaryota; Metazoa; Chordata; Actinopteri; Centrarchiformes; Centrarchidae. The transcript has 27 exons. The record is from RefSeq and is a predicted model, not a curated record. Bases 433 to 3402 code for a protein of 989 amino acids.